Molecule: messenger RNA, 1191 nt
Organism: Paraglomus brasilianum
Lineage: Eukaryota; Fungi; Glomeromycota; Glomeromycetes; Paraglomerales; Paraglomeraceae
Source: the annotation of a GenBank genome assembly
AUGACAUCUACUCCAGUUUCACGAGGUAAACCACUACCGACUGGCGCUGGUCGCCUCAAGGUGCGAACCAACGCUCCAACACGCCUGGAAAUACCCUCUCCAGGGAACUCGCUCACACCCUCAACCUCCGCACCUUCUUCCCUCUCUCCUCUCAUUCUCCCUGCACCAAACUCUUCGAGCUCUGCAGUAUCAGAGCAGGCAGAGAGACUAACGUCGGAGCUUAUGAUUGCUGCCUUUGGAAAACUAAGCAUAUCGGGUAAGAAGAGUGAAGGUGAAGUAAGCGAAGUAAGUAAUGCUGUUAAUGAGUUUGAGGAGGACGAGGCUACCAGUUUGAAGGCAGAGGAAUUUCAAGAUUUGGACAGACUAGGUGAGGGAGCCGGUGGAACUGUUACGAAAGUUUGUCAUAUUCCUACUGGGAAAAUCAUGGCCAAGAAGAAAAUCAACGUUGACCCUAACCAACAUGUACAUCGUCAAAUUCUUCGUGAGCUCGAGUUUCUCCGCACAUGUCAUUCUCCGCAUAUCGUCACUUACUAUGGAGCAUUUCUAGAAGAUGAGCGUUCAUCUAUUGGAAUUUGCAUGGAAUAUUGCGAGGGUGGUAGUCUGGAUGCUAUCUAUAAAUGUGUUAGCAGACGAAAGGGAAGAAUUGGCGAGUCGGUGCUUGGGAAAAUUGGCGAGGCGGUGUUGAACGGCUUGGUUUAUCUGCACAGCCAUAAGAUUAUCCAUAGAGAUAUCAAACCAUCUAAUAUUUUGGUAACAAAGAAAGGCGUAAUCAAAAUCUGCGACUUUGGUGUCUCUGGGAAUUUGGAAGCGUCAUUAGCACAGACAUUCCUUGGCACUAGUUACUAUAUGGCUCCCGAGCGUAUUCAAGGACGUCAAUACAGGGUCUCAGCCGAUGUAUGGUCACUAGGUCUAACCAUAAUGGAAGUUGCAGAAAACAAAUUCCCAUACCCAUCUGUGUUAAGUCCAAUCGAAUUGGUAGCACACAUAACAAAAAUGGAUCCACCCCAAUUGAGUAACGAUUGUGACUGGACUUCAGACUUGAGAGACUUUCUGCGAGUUUGCUUGGAAAAGGAUGGGGAGAAACGGCCGACACCAAAACAGAUGCUUGACCAUCCUUUCAUUCAGAGGUCUGCAGCCAAACAUGUAAAUCUUGAGCGAUGGAUUCGACAAGUGUGGGAAUGGACUGACUAG